Molecule: messenger RNA, 3951 nt
Organism: Orbicella faveolata
Lineage: Eukaryota; Metazoa; Cnidaria; Anthozoa; Scleractinia; Merulinidae
Product: glutamate receptor ionotropic, kainate 1-like
Biological process (GO): monoatomic ion transport
Cellular component (GO): membrane
Molecular function (GO): signaling receptor activity; ligand-gated monoatomic ion channel activity
Source: RefSeq, a predicted model, not a curated record
AUGGUAAAGACGUUAAGACCAACCCUUUUGAUUAAAACUUUCAUCAGUUAACAGAGAGCGUAAUGACGUGAUUUGAAUAAAGAAAACUCUUUGCGAAGUUUAUACAAGAGAUAUGAAAAAACAAAUUCUUGGCGUGAUUUUGAAUUUCGUAUUGACAACAGGAGAUAGAAAUGUCAUUUUUCAGUAUGCGACCGUAUUACUUGAUAAUACUGCCUUCCAUAGCUUUCGCAUCCUGAUUAGCAAUCAGAAAGGUUAGAGGGUUGUCAAAAAUAUCUUAUAAUGUUUUCAGGAUUUUUCAUAAAGUCGCUUUUAGCUACUCCUCUAUUGAAGAAAACUGCUUUGAAAUCAAUAGAUUCAUCAAAAUCAUCGAUCCUUACUUAAGAAGUGAAAGAUUUCUCUUAUGUUUAGGAAGAUUUAAAUGGAUUACGAAAGUUGAAAAGUUCAGCACUACGCGGUUUGCAGACAUUGCUGAGGGUGGUCGGGUGUGAGUUUCCAGGGAGUCGAGGGGCUGAAGGCUGGGGUGAUCUGUUAUCUAUGAUGUAAUUCCUUCAAGUUAAUAUUGCUUCCUUUUAAAAUAUCGCACGUUCUUCUAGGAGCCACCAUUUGUAGAGAUGGCAAAUAAGUCAGCUAAACCAGAAGACCUGGCGGGAAAAGUGUCUGAAGGAGUUCUUCAAGGAUUUCUCAUUGACGUAAUUAAAGAGCUUUCGAUAGAAGCUGAGUUCGAGUAUGAAAUCUUCUUACGAAGUGAUGGAAGUUACUCAAAUGUAAUUGAGGAACUAAAGAAUCAGGAAAAAGAUAUGGCGCUUGUUCCAAUAACAAUAACCGCAGAACGCGAGUUGGACAUUGAUUUUAGCAAGCCAUUUAUGGACUUCAGCCUUAGUCUCAUCAUGCAGAAAGCGGGUGAUCCACCCAUUAACAACUUUGCUUUCCUUCAACCUUUCACCGGUACAGUGUGGUUGUCCACGGUUGGAGUGGUUUUGUUUAUCACGGCAAUGAUGUGUGUGAUGGACUAUUUGAGCCCGUUCGGUUACCGUGCCCGAGCUCGAGAAUUAGAUGAUGAGCCUGGAAAUGAGUUUAACCUGUUGAACAGCCUGUGGUUCGCUACAGCUUCCGUUCUGCAGCAAGGCCCCGACAACACCCCCUUGGCGCCUUCCGGUCGACUGUUAGCUUCUACAUUCUGGUUCUUUAUUUUGAUUUUAAUUUCUACCUACACGGCAAAUCUCGCUGCCUUCUUUACAAUCAAACGUACUGCAGACACCAUCAAUUCAUUAGAGGCUCUUGCAAAUCAGGAUGACAUUAAAUACGGUGUCAAAGAUGGAGGCUCAGUGUACAAGUUCUUCGAAAAAUCAGAGGACUCGCUGUAUAGAAAAAUGUUCUCUCACAUGAGGGAGUACAAGACCUUUGUAAAGGAUACCGAAACAGGAGUGGGACGAGCGAGGACAGACAAGUAUGCUUACAUAACGGAAUAUCCUUACCUGGAGUACUACAAUCAACAAAAACCUUGCAAUACGAGACUGUUGAAAAAUCUCAUUCAAACAAAGAGCUAUGGAAUUGGACUGCAAAGAAACUCUCCGUACACCAACAGAAUCACGGUUGCCAUUUUAAAGUUACGAGAAAAGAACUUUAUUGAAAAGACACGUCGAAGUUGGUGGGACGAUCGCAGCCAGUGCCCAAAGCCUUCACAGAAGAAAACUGGCAAUACACAGAGCCUCGACGUGAACAACUUGGCCGGUGUUUUUAUUAUCCUUCUUGGCGGUGUUGUAGUCUCAAUUGUGCUGGUCGUUAUCGAGAUACGCUGCAGAAAGCUGGUAGUUUUCUUUACGAAUAGCCAGUGUCGAAAAGAUGAAGACGAUGAAGACGAUGAAGACAUCCCUAUGGAAAACAUCAGAUUUGUUGAGCCCGGAAUUAAGAAACCAAACAUGAUUAAUCUGCAGCACCAUGACAAAUACGCCUACGCACCCGAGAGUAAACUCUGAAAGAACAGUGCAAUCUAACUGAACUGCAGUGUCUGCAAACAGAAUCUCGUUAUAAAAUGAGAUAGGGUUAGGCCACCCACGGGUUUAACAGGUUAAACUGGUUAUCUGUGCAAGGUACCGAAAGUAACUUCCUCGUAAAUUUAAAAGAAGCUCAGUGUACCCUACAUAAAAUACAGAAGAUAUAAAUCGUAUAAUUUUGAUUAAUUGUGGGAUAUUUCAACAAGCUAUGUCACCACUCUGCGCAAGAAUAAGUAAGUAAGCCCUUGAUAAGGCAUCAUCACCAACGACAAAUGAGGUGACCAUUAUCAUAAAACAGCGAAUGAGAUGACGAUAUUCAAAAAGUAUGCAAUAUUUUAAAGAUGAUCAAAAAGCAACAAGGAUGUUUGAAACUGAAGGGCCAAUUGAAACUGCAAAACAAACCAAAAACAUUACAAGCUUAAAAUUAUGUAGCARCCGUGACCUAGRUUCUUUGGUGCUUUUAAGUUGCUAAACAUGCCUCGCGGUAUCGUCACACUGGAGGCGACAGACCAGUUUAAGGAUAAUUCCCGCGUAUUUGUAUGUUCUUGGUUCAGCUUUUCGUACACUGUAAAAUUAUUGUGCUGCUAAUAUAUACAUUUGCUGCUGUCAAUCUGUUAUGUUUAAAUAGUAAUACGGAGACAUCUUUAUUACUUCAAAUCUUGCCUUGAGAAAUAAUGAUUUUAAGUGUAAUUUUGGUGCAUUGAAAUGUGCCCACAACGUAAUUUCCAUUAACACAAUCAUUUUUGUAGCUUAUAUUUGUAUAGAUAAUCAAAUGAUUUCGAGUAAAAUUUGAAAUAAAUAAGUCCAAGAACUAAAAAACCUGCACGAGCCUGUUGGGCGAGUGCAAUUUGUAGUCUUUGAAAAAUUCACGAGUGCUUAUUUAUUUCAAAUUGCAAUUGGAUUACUUGCUAAUAAUAAACCAUUAUGUCAUUUUAACUUUCCACCCUCAGAAAGUUAAAGCACUGAGCUUCAACUUUUUACAUUACUUGGAACUAAUUGGCGUGUUGUCAGCCAAUAGGGACGCUUUAAGUUUUACAUUUUUAUUAUUAUAUGCUAAAAGAACAUUUUCAAUUAAGAUUUAUGAAGUUUUAGUUAUUUCCAACCUUUUUUUUCAUAUAGAUUUCCUUUUAACAUUUAAUAGCAAGUUCUUAUCAUCAUGAGAAAAUUAUUGCGCUUUCUAUUACCUUUAAUAUUGUAGCUGUACUAAGGAGUGGUUGACUGUUUUUGAUCCAAACACGUUUCGGAUAAUACUUUAGCCUUCGUCAGUUUAGCUACAGAAAGCUGACUUUCAUUAGCGUUCUAUACAGUUUCUCGCUGAAUUUCUAUUUAUAGUCAGCCAAAACCGCCACAGAGAAUAGAAAUAUGCAUUCUCAAAAGGAUUCUUCUGCAAAAUUUUAAACGGAUAUUCAUAGUUUAUAAAAUUAUAGACGCUGUCGUGCCACUUUAAAUGCGAAAAGGCACUAAUGGGAGCGAAGUAAGACGAAAUCAUACAAAAAGCAAUAAAAAAUCUACAAUCAAAUGAAAGAGCACCUUGUUUUUGGUGACUUCAUCAAAAUCGACCUUACUUACAUGAAAAGUGAAUAAAAUACAAAGUUCUAAAAAUCACUCUGUUCAGUGCUCUCUACUUCAGAAAUUGCGCCUUUUAUGAAGAAGUUUAUUUUAUGACUGUUGAAAACGUUAUAUUCAGUUCCUGAUCAUAAUGAAACAGUUUUAGAUUUGGUAACAAAGGCCAUUUCCUGAAGGAUCGAAGCUGAACUGGCUCCCAUACCUUUUUCGUUUUUAAAGUGGCUCCGCUUUACAAGCACAAUAAUUUGGUAAGCCUUUUGGUCUGACUUAGAUGCGCAAUUGCUUUUAAACCUUGUCGUAAUAAAGACUAUACAGAAAAAAAACUUUCAGCGAGUAAAAUUAGUUUCUAUAUUGAUAAAGGGAAUGGGCCGCCAAUAGUUGGCGAUUUCGA